AUGUGCCAGUCUACAUAUAUAAAUCAUCCGAUAGCUAAGCAAAGCAGUGUGCAAAGCUUUCUUAUCGCUUUUCAUACGUACGUUUAGGCAGCAGCGGUGGCCGCAGUAGUAGACUCUUCGGUCUCCUGAUCAGUCGCCGUGCGCUGUGCGGGUUCGAGUCCCGUCCCAGGAGAAAUUUUUCUCUUGGCUAUGGAUGUUGUGAUUGUCCGUAGGUGGUAGACGGUCUCUGACUGUCGAACGCAGAUGUACCACCCGGCGGAUCUCGGAGGCGGAGCCAGAAUGUGUGCAUGUUGCAUGAACACGUUUUCCCUCGCCGGAGUCCGUGUG
Molecule: messenger RNA, 327 nt
Organism: Acanthoscelides obtectus
Lineage: Eukaryota; Metazoa; Arthropoda; Insecta; Coleoptera; Chrysomelidae
Source: the annotation of a GenBank genome assembly